Cyclospora cayetanensis is the source of this 2487-nucleotide messenger RNA. RefSeq lists its product as uncharacterized. The record is from RefSeq and is a predicted model, not a curated record. NCBI's taxonomy places the organism in Eukaryota, Apicomplexa, Conoidasida, Eucoccidiorida, Eimeriidae.
AUGGCGCAUCAGGCAGAGAAAUGCGGAGCCUACCAGGGGCCCCCCCCCCUGGAUCCUGCAGCAGCUACUGUAGAGACGGCGGAUACUGCAGUCCCCACGCCUUCUUCCUUCUGCAGCGCCAGCAACAGCAGCACUCCGAGCAACAGCAAGGCUAACAAGGCUGACAAGAAGGCUAAAAAGCACAGCAAAAGCCCAGUGCAUGCGUUCACUUGCGGAGUCGCCGGCAUUAGCAACAGCACAAGCCGUUGUUUCGCUGCAACUUCAGCCCACGGAAAGUCGGCGGGAGCAAUGACUGUUGCUGCUUCUGCUGCUGCUGCUGCCGCUGCCUUCGAGGAUAUUCGUAGAGUGGCUGCUGGCGUUCGAGAGGCCCUGCCCAGCUACACCCCCACAACCACAACUGCACCCACAUCUACCACAAUUGCCACCAGCAACGGCGUGUCGACGGAUUCUCCACUGCCGACAGCUGCUCUCCCCCCGCAGUUUCUCUCGCCCUUGCUGCCCACAGAUGGUGGCAACCUGAAAUCUGAGAGCAGCGAGCAUCACGCUCAGCAAGAAGGCAGUCUCUUGGAGAGCCUUGCGAUGCAGCAGGAGGACGCUGAAGGCGUAGUCGAUCCCUUGCUGCCUGAGUUUCUUAACCCCCGGCUCCUUGGCCCUUCUUUCUGCCGUUCGAAUGCGCUGCUGCAACCAGUGCCUCACCGCUCUUCGCGGAAGCAGCAGCAGGAAAAGCAGCAGCUGGCCUGGCUAGCACCUGGAGCGGUAGCUUUUGCGCAGCUGCUGCUGCACCAGCAUGACUACUUUGGAAGCUCAGCAGAAGCAGCAGCAGAAGCAGCAGCAGACCCUAUGCGCAGCUGGGAAUAUGCCUUCGACAGCAGCAACUUCAAGGCAUUCGUUACGGAGUGCAAGCGAAAGGCGUUUGCUGCAAUACAUGCGGCAUUCCAUCAAGGAUGCCCAGGAGGGGGGCCCUUGGAGGGAGGGGCAUUCUCGACCCCUUUCUCCCGCAGCAGCAGAGCGGCGGAGUUUGCCGUCAUGGUCGACUUUCAGCUCUCUCUGUUAUAUCUGACUGGACGCCUGUUGCAGCAACGGGAGGACUUGCUGCAACAGACACGCGAACAGGUACGUGCUUUGCAACUGCUAGCGACAGGAAACAGACUGGCAGCAAAACGAGCAACGCCAGCAGCGGCCCUUGAUGGAGCGUUGUGCAUUGUGGAGCUGUGCUUGCUGCAUGCAGAUGCAUUCGAAUGCGCAACAGUGGGGGUUGCGCCUCAAUGCCCAAAGCAGACGUAUCGCAAGCCUCGAAGAGUGAGGGUGUCUGCUUCUCUUCUCUCCUCAGACGGUGCAACAGCUCCAGCUGGAAUCUGUAGAGCAGCAAGCUCGAGAGCCGCAACUUGUGGCCGAGGAGACAGAGAGAACGAGAGGAUUUUAGGAGUAAAGGCUGCAAUGCCUUCUCAACUGGACCGCCUUGAGGCUGCUGCGGCUGCUCUUUUGAGCUGCAAAGUUACUAACUGCAAGGCUCCUUACUGCGCGUGGGCAGACAGUUCCACAGACGAGACAGCACCACCUAUAGCCGGAUUUGAAGCUAAGCGAACACAUAUCAGCCCUCGCGACAACAACAGCAAAAGCAGCAACAGUCCUGCUCUCCCUGUGGCUCGUAGCUUGAGUGCAAGCAACAGCUGUAGCAGGAGCAGCAGCAACAAGAGGGUCCAGAACGCAGAUGUGUGGCGGAGAGGGGGCAGCGGCGGCAAGAAGCCCACAACCAUCAGUUUGCAUCCACUGCGUCGGCAUACCCUCGCCGCUUUAGGAGGAAGUGCAGCGGCUGCUGGCGCAGACUCAGCACCAGUAGGAGAGGGGUGCCCUACCCUAUCAGCGUCGCGGGGUGGCUCCAGCCCUCUGCUAUCUUGCGAGAGAAUCUCCGCGCCAGGAUCGACUGGAGGGUUCUGUUCUGCACACCUUCAGUCACUGCAUGAAGAGCAACCCCAGAGCCAACAACGACGGCGGAUAGCCCAGCUGCUGCAGCAGAAGUCUUUACACGAAGAGAUCGCCGAGGCACUGGCCUCAUGCAACAGCGCAUCAUGCAGUGACGAAUGCCCACCAGCCGACGCGACGCCUUGUCCUCCUGCUGCCGCUGCUAACGCGAGAAGCCGCAGCAGCACAACAAAACAAUGGGGACAGAGGCUGUUGGCGCUGGUCCUGGUGAUGCUGCUAUUGCUGGUGCUGCUCAUUGUCACGGCAGGCCGAGAGGAGUGGCAGCAAGGCUGCGUUGCAGCGAGAUCUGUCUUCUGCGGUGUAUUUAGGGGGGUGUUCAGCAGUAGGGGCGAAGGCGGGCUCACUGGAUUUUGGGGAUCCUCCCACGUACAGGAGUACUUCUUGAAAUUGGCAGCUUCCUGCAGAGACGCAGGGCAGAGCCUCCAGGAAGACGCAGAGGCUGCACUUGAGCGACACAUCGAGGCUUUUGCCCACGCCGCCACAGGGGGCGCCUGGACCGCGUAG